Amblyraja radiata (thorny skate) is the source of this 3769-nucleotide messenger RNA. RefSeq names its product cadherin 17, LI cadherin (liver-intestine) (gene cdh17). The transcript is spliced from 18 exons. Gene Ontology annotation, cellular component: adherens junction; plasma membrane; catenin complex. Bases 309 to 2834 code for a protein of 841 amino acids. The record is from RefSeq and is a predicted model, not a curated record. Gene Ontology annotation, molecular function: cadherin binding; calcium ion binding; beta-catenin binding. Gene Ontology annotation, biological process: calcium-dependent cell-cell adhesion; cell-cell junction assembly; adherens junction organization. NCBI's taxonomy places the organism in Eukaryota, Metazoa, Chordata, Chondrichthyes, Rajiformes, Rajidae.
CCAUUGAUGUUUGCACAGUAGGUGUGGCAGCUCGGCAGGACUGACUGACUGUUGCUGCACUUUUGUGUAUGUCUGAAACAAUUUGAAUCAGGGACCUUUUUUUUUCCGCCUUAUUUGUCAGAAGCAUGUCAUUUGGGUUUUACGAGCUGUGCGCCUGGGCAGAUCAUUAAGCUGCAGGGAAGUGACGGUGGUUAAAGUUUGCCAAAGUCGAACUGCUAAUCAGCGUCUGGCCCUGUUCCUCUCAGACUCUGAACCGGAGUGGGGAUAAAGCAAGAGGCAGCCACCUGAGCAACAGGUACAGCUGAACCAUGAAGAAUUACCGUCAUCGACUCUGUGAACAGCUGCUUUUCCUUUCUGUUGCACUAGUACUACUCACGGAAAUUAAUGGAAAACUUCCAAAAGGACCUUUGAAGACAAUGGAUCUGACUGUUCUUGAGGGAACCACUGUCCCGUUAAUGAUAUAUCUGUUUACAUCAAGUAACAGUGCUGUAAAAACGUUUAAUAUUACGGAUGGAGUCCAAGACACCCUACGAAUUGAAGACGGCCUAUUGUAUCUCAAUAAAACCCUGGAUCGUGAAACACAAGCUGUCCACAAAGUACAGAUAGAAGGUCUCAAUGAGAAACAAGAGGUGGUUGAAGGACCUGCCAUGGUGACAAUCAUAGUUCAAGAUAUAAAUGACAACGAACCUGUAUUUGUGGAGAGCAAGUAUGAAGGGAUCGUGUGGCAGAAUUCCAGACCCGGCAAGCCAUUCAUGAAGGUAGAAGCCACGGAUUUGGAUGACCCCGAUACUCUUAAUGGUCAAAUCCAGUACAGCAUCCAAAGCCAGCUGCCCAAAACUGAAUUUGACUUUUUCCAGAUCGAUAAAGAAACUGGGAAAAUUUCCACCACUCAAGCAGGAUAUGAGUCACUCGAUCCAUUAAAGGAAAGUGAGUACAAUGUGAUCGUUGCUGCAAAGGAUGCUGCCAAAAUACCUCUCAGUACAAACGUAGUGGUAACGAUUGCCGUAAAAGAGAAUCUGUGGAAGUCACCUGGAGAAAUAGAUGUUGUGGAGAAUUCUACUGGUCCAUUCCCCCAGGCAAUCACAAAGGUGCAGUGGAAUAAACCUGGUGCAAUAUAUGAGCUGAAGCCAAAGGACAAGAGGCUUUAUCCCGACUUUCCAUUUGUAAUUGAUGCCAGCGGUGACAUUAAUGUGACCAAACCACUGGAUAGAGAAGAGAUUAGUGAAUAUGUGCUGCUGGCAUUCGCUCUGGAUAAUAAUAGAGAACAGCUGGAAGACCCAUUGGAAAUUGCGGUCUCUGUUAAGGAUAUCAAUGACAACAGACCAUUUUGUCAAGAACAAGUGACAUUCCUUGAGGUGCAAGAAAAUGAACAAAGAGGAAGCGUUAUUGGAACUGUAAUCGUGAAGGACUUUGAUGAAGAUGGGACAAAGAACUCCAUGCUGAAGUAUAAAAUCAUUGAUCAAGAGCCAAAGAUUCCUGCACCUGACAUGUUCACGAUUGGUGAUUAUGAUGGAAAUAUCCAACGUUUCAAUGGGAUGCUGGAAAAGAAAAAUGCACCCGACUACAUUAUAAGAGUCCAAGCCACAGAUCAAUUGGGAGAUGCGGGAGGUCUAAGCACCGUAUGCGUCGUCAAUAUCUCCGUCAUUGACAUCAACGACAAGAUCCCUAUCUUUGAAAAAAUGGAGUAUGGUUCCAUCACUUUACCAGAAACCACUCAAUUAGACCAUAUUGUAAUGGAAAUCCAGGCUACAGAUGACGAUGAGCCUUUAACAGGAAGCUCGGAAAUACUGUACACGGUUGUGGAUGGAGAUGAAAAUGGAACGUUCAAAAUAGUAACCGAUGAACAUACAAAUAGAGGCUUUGUACGAUUAUCUAGGCGCCUGGACUUCGAAACGCAUCCAGUUUAUAGAUUAAACAUCAGUGCGACAAACCCUGAACCAUUGGUCACUGGAGUGUACUACAACACCAGCUCAUUCACUUUACUGUUUGUUAAUGUGACCGAUGACGAUGAACCGCCAUGUUUCAAGGAGCCUUUAUAUCACGUAUGGAUAUCUGAAAAUGCCUCCAAAGGAGAUUUCUUGUUUAAGGUGGAGGCUGUUGAUCCUGAAGGUGGUAACAUAAGUUAUCAUCUAACACACGAUCCACGCAAAUGGUUCAAGAUUGACGCCGAAACUGGGGAGAUUUUUGUAAAUGGUGAUGUUGAUGCGGAGAAGGAAAGAAUCUACAAAAUGAUUGUCACCGCAAUGGAGAAAGAUGAUCCGAGGAAAAAAUCUACGGUGGACAUCUACGUUAAUUUACGAGAUGUUAAUGACAACCGUCCCAAAUUAGCGGAAGAUACCUCGUCAUUUUUCAUCUGCAUGCCAGGCGAUGAAGAAAAGGAAGUGACUAUCCGUGCCGUUGAUGACGAUAUAGAACUAGGUCCUCCAUUCAAGUUUUCUUUGGGUCAAGUACAUGGAAAAGCGCUGAAAAUGUAUCCAAUAAAUGAUACUCACGCCUCCGUCACCUUGAAGUUUGGCAAACAUGAGGAUGAAACGCAAUACAAGAUUUCUGUGGUGAUUUCUGAUAGUGGCACCCCGCCUCUACAAGGAAACGAUUUCAUGACAGUUCAAGUGUGCAAGUGCACAGACAACAAAGUGUGCUUCAUUCCCGUGGAAAAUGAUUCCUCUUAUUCCAAAGUUGGACUUGCAGUUGGAGUACUCCUUGGAACGGCCGCUCUUAUAGCUUUGAUCCUCUUGUUUGUGUUUUUAAAAAUGAAACCGAAAAAGAAGGAAAAAACCGAUCCAUAUCGACUGGAGCUUACUAAUAAGGAAGCUGAGCCCUUGACGACUGCAUAACGGCAGAUUUUUACCUGUCCACUCCACGGGAAAGAAAUGAUCUCACAGGGUCAGCUUGCCAACUUAUUGAAGACCCCGUCACAACUUCAACCAGGGAUUAUUCUUUUUUACCGUGCAAACAAGUUUGAAACACUAAAAUAACUUUCGAUUUUUACCAUGGCGCACACAUCUAUGAAUAGAAUCUCACAGGACCUGAAAAGAGCGUAGGGUUGUGUGCUUUGUGUGCGAUCAUUACAUUACCCUCUGCUGUUAUUAUCAUUACAUUAUACUUGGAAUAUUACCCAUAAGAGUCAUUUUCCAGUGUUUAAAUUUCCAUCUUAUUCGGACUGACAAUGCAGGUUUUUUAGAGUUUUGUUCGGCUCCGCUGAUCUGCACAAUUUAUUAUCAAUUAAUUUGGGAUUGAGAAAUGGUCUGUACCCCAAAUAUUUCAUUGCCAAAAAGAAAGCAGUCAUUGUUCAUUUAAAUACUUUAUUUGUUAAAUAAUCAGGGAAAAUUUCUCAAUGAACGCAAUCUUCAUCCUGACGUGGGGCUUCAAAUCUCUGUUUCUUUUUGGCUUCGGAGAUGAAAUGAUCAAGGAUUUAUAGUUUUUUUUUACAAAAUGCCUGUUUACUUUUGUACAUGACUGUUUCACACCUUGCAUCAAUUCCAUUCUGAUGAAGUCACUACAAUGAUGUAAUGAUACAAUUUGAAAUGAUUUUUACUUUUCUUCUGUGAUUUAUGUGAUUUAUGUUUGAUUUGUAAGGAACUUGCUAAAAAAGCCUUCGCACACGCACAAUAUGUGACCAUUCUGACCCUGAUAGGUGAUCUGAUCUGAGGUUUAGUUUAGUUUAGUUUGGUUCAGAGACAUGUAGUGCGGAAACAGGCCCUUCGGCCCACCGAGUCAGCACCGACCGGCGAUCCCCGCUAUCUUACACACGCUAGGGACAAUUUACUUU